Penicillium daleae is the source of this 780-nucleotide messenger RNA. It is a transcript of the gene yphA, whose product is annotated as tyrosine phosphatase family protein. The transcript has 4 exons. Lineage: Eukaryota; Fungi; Ascomycota; Eurotiomycetes; Eurotiales; Aspergillaceae. Gene Ontology annotation, biological process: dephosphorylation. Bases 1 to 780 code for a protein of 259 amino acids. Gene Ontology annotation, molecular function: phosphatase activity. The record is from RefSeq and is a predicted model, not a curated record.
AUGACCCUACCAUCUACGACCUAUCCCAUCCAGGAGCCUGAAGCCCUGUCAUCGCUGCUGAUCUCCGAAGCACAGGUGUCUACCUCUGGUGCCUGCGGGUUCCUGGCUCCACUUGGCCGCCUUUACGAAGCCACGAUCAUGGAAGGGCCAAAGGAAAAUCAUCAGGCCCAGCGUGUGACCAACAUGGCACAGGACAAGAUGCCCGAAACCCUGCUCAUGGUCGAGGAACGUUCCCUUGAGCAUAUGGGAGCAGAGGACGAGCGAGAAGGUAGACUCCCUCUGCAGCGGCUUGCAAUCCCAGAUCAAUUCGCGCAAGUGGUAGCUGGCAUCUACCGCUCUAGUUAUCCAGACGUCAUGCACUUGAGCGUCUUCAAAGUCAUUGGUAUUAAGACCAUUGUCCUUCACAUUCCCGUGGUGCCCAACAAGGAAGGGUCUACCAAAACCUCUGAUCAGACUGUCAAUGUGGUGAUGAACGUUUUGAUGGAGAAAAAGAAUCACCCAGUCAUCGUUCAUUGUAACCAGGGUAAGCACCGUACGGGUACCAUGAUCGCUUGUUUCCGAAAAGUUCAAGCGUGGGACCACCAGUCUAUCGUCAACGAAUACCGCAGCUUGGCCGGGAAAAAGGCUCGAGCCCUAGACGAAGAAUUCAUUCAAACCUACACUCCCCCACGAGACAUCCUCGCAACCGCUAAGCGUUUGGGCGUUGCUUCGUGGGUCGCCGUCCCAUACCCUGUGACAAGCAAUACCGCCGACGAGCACCCCGCUCUGUCUCGCGAAUGA